GCUCUCUUUCUCACCACAAGCGGUGCACACUUCGUUACCGCUAAUGGCAGACAAGUCUCAAUCACUGAAGACUAAUUCCCAUGGUGCCACAACGAAGGUUAGCAAGGAGAUCUCAUCAAGCGAGAAGUCGGGUGAUUCUAGGAAUCCAACAGCGCUAAAGAAAACACGAAAAACACAGAAAGAGACAGUAAUUAGUAAAACCAUUGAAGAAGCCAAAUCACUUUUAGGUAACGACUUGAAGCUUGCGGACGCAGAAGCCGGUCGAGCUCUUCGAGUGCGCCCAAAACGCGUGCAUCAUACUUCGCCAGGCCGAAGUCGGAAGCCUCCAACAAAACGUGGCAACUCCAAAAUCACUAAAAAAGUUCCAAGUGGACCAACCGGUGAUUCCGCCCCCAACUAGAGAACCUCGCGCCUCUGUUCAGGAUCAUAGUUGUUCGUUUCUUAUGUUUUUGUCGUCCUUCGCGUAUUUCCCUUAUCGAUACUCGGGUUCAAAGCAACCCAUUUUGUAAUCCCUCCAACUUUCUAUCCAUCACCUCAUGUUGGUUUUUAUGGACAUUUCACCCCCGUGCGUAUCGUAUUCACUAAUAUAGCACUUUUGGCGGCUCA
Molecule: messenger RNA, 606 nt
Organism: Dicrocoelium dendriticum
Lineage: Eukaryota; Metazoa; Platyhelminthes; Trematoda; Plagiorchiida; Dicrocoeliidae
Source: the annotation of a GenBank genome assembly